Anoplophora glabripennis (Asian longhorned beetle) is the source of this 1940-nucleotide messenger RNA. RefSeq names its product anaphase-promoting complex subunit 7. Gene Ontology annotation, biological process: cell division. The record is from RefSeq and is a predicted model, not a curated record. The coding region runs from base 49 to 1755 and encodes 568 amino acids. The transcript is spliced from 6 exons. Gene Ontology annotation, molecular function: protein binding. NCBI's taxonomy places the organism in Eukaryota, Metazoa, Arthropoda, Insecta, Coleoptera, Cerambycidae.
UUGUUUACAUUUGAUUUUGAACCAUAAUAUAUUUAGAAAUAAUAAAUUAUGAAUAAUAUUAUAAAACAGUUAGAAACUCUUUCGGAACAAGAACUUUAUUCCAACAUUGUUAAAGUUUGCGAUUUGGCUUUGACCAUUGGAGAACAGAAACCUGACACUUUUACAUUAUUAAUGAAAUUCCAGAUUACACUUUAUUAUGCUGAUGCUUUAUACAGUAUUCAGCAAUUCUUUCAAGCAGAAAAUUUGUAUCGGCAAGCACUACAGAUGAGAAAAAACAUACUUAUUAAAAAAAAUUCUAAUAAUAAAAUAACGGAGAAUCAGAAUGAAGUAGCUAGUGAUGUAGACAUCAAAUAUAAAAUACAUUUGUGUUGUUUAGCACUGAAGCAAAAAAAAGCUGCUGGAGAAAUUUUGCAAAUGGUUUCUGCUCGUUUACGUACGCCAAAAGUAAACAUGGCUUUAGGAAAUAUAUUUAAAGACUUAGGAAUGGAAAGAUCUGCAAUAGCGUGUUUUAAAGAAGUUCUCAGAGAUUGUCCAUUAGCCCUUGAAGCUGUGGAAAAUUUACUGAAAUUAGGAAUAAAAGGCGUGGAAGUAAAUUCGUUAAUGGUAGAAGUGUCAUCAGAAAUAACAUGGUUAAAUUCUUGGAUAAAAGCUCAGGCUCAAUUACAUUCUCGAGAUUUUGCAAAUGCAAUUAAAACAUACAAGAGCAUGGAUACACAUGGUUUGUUAAAAGACAACACAUCUCUUAUAGUCAAUAUGGGCUAUUGUUAUCAUUACAUGUGCGAAGAUCAGAGAGCUAUAUCAGUUUUACAAAAAGCAUUUCGGAUCGAUCCUUUCCUCACGGCAGGCAAAGAUCUGUUAUCAACUCUUUUAGCAGCUUCUGGAACCAAAGAUCAUAUUCGGACACUGGAAAGUUUAAUACCUACAAUGGAUAUGUCUUUAUGGAGUAGUGAACACUGGGUUAUUUUAGGAAACUAUAUGUUUGCUUUGAAGAAAUAUGACAAAGCUGCUUAUUUCGGACAACAAGCCUGUGUGUUGGAUCGAAGAAAUAUCGAGGCGCUUCUCUUGAAAGCAAAUACUCUGGUCCAAAUUAAAAAAUAUCAGGAUGCUGCUAGUCAUUGUACUGAGGCAUUACAAAUUUGCCCUUACAGAUAUGAUCUGCACAAAUGUUUGGUAGAAUGUUACAUACAGAUGAAUAAGUUGAGAGAAGCAGAAUCUAUGGCAAUGAAUGCAUGUAAACAGUUAAAUUUUAGUGCUCAAGGGUAUUAUCUACAUGCUUUAGUGUUAUUAAAGGACCCCAUGGCGUCGAGUAAAACAGUCCGAAGGACCUUAGAAAAAGCCGUAUCACAAGACAAGACUGGUUCCACAAACGCUCUAUGCAUGCUAGUCGAAUUCUUGGAACAGGAGCAACAGUACGAGCAAGCCUCUCAGCUGUUAUUGAAACAUAUAGAAACGCAGAAACCUUAUUCGAGACUGCAUCAAUUGUUGGGUGAUUGCUUUGUUAAUUUACAAAAAGACGAUGAGGCUUUUCACCAUUACACAAUAGCCCUGAAACUUGAUCCUACAAAUCAGAGAGCCACAGAGGGAUUAAAUAACAUAGGAAGAAGUUUGUCAUUGAGUAAACGUGAUAGUUAUUAUACUUGUGUUGCCGGAGAGACUUAUGCAUCACAAGGUACGAAUUCUUCUGAUCACGAAGUUGACCCAGAAAGUGAUACGGAUCCUUGGCCAGCUGGUGGAGAUUUAGGGAACUUUGAAUAAGUAUUAUAUUUUUUUAAUUAUGUCUAUAGUAAUCUAUUUUAUAUGAUUUAACUAAUACUUGUAUCAAUUAAAUUUUUUAUAUUUUCUUCCAAUUUCUGAAUUGUUUCAGUAUUAUAUUAAUGUAUGUCUUAUAAAAUGGAAAAUGUGUUGCGUUUAGGUAAGUGAUUAAAUUAAAAAUGAUAAUC